AUGCUCCUCGUGGCUGUGAACACUUUGUAUCAACCCCCUUUCUGCCCUCUUCUGGGCGAUGCCUGUUUCUUGUGUGUGGCAGCAGCUGCUGGAGUGCUGUGCAGAGACCUGGGACCUCGCCAUGCCCACACAUGGGGACCCAAUGAUGGCUCUUGUGGACUAUCACGAUGGUGUCAUCGCCAGCACAGUGACUCCCCUGCCUGAAGACUUUUUCUGGCCAGAGGAGCUCGUUUCGCCUCCACAAGGGGCAGGAAUGAACAUUCUCCAAAGGGCAGCCUCCAAAAAUGUCUGCUGAGCAUCAGGAUACAAACAAUCCAUCUCUGCCACCCGAGGGCGGGCGUCGCUUCAAGGUGCGUUCUACUCUGUCUCUCAGAGUCACCAGUGGGAUUGCACUCAGUGGCCUGCAGUGGUGACCUGCUUGGUGACCCCCUCACUGGCUUCCUUGCCUUCCUUGUUUCCUGCCUCACUCCAUCUGAUACUCCUGGGAUCACCUCCCUAAGCAAACUCGCACCUACAUCGUCAUCCCAGGGUCUGGCCCUGAUGCUCCUGUCUCCACCAUCCUGUGAUGCAGCUUCACCUUCCAUCUCCGUGGGCCUCUGAUGAGCCCAGGUACCCGGGGUGUUCUCCUUGGCCCCUGGCACAGACAGGAGGCAUCUCCUUAGGAAUGUGCAAAGGACCUUGAAUAUGGUGUCAUAUGUGACACAUAACAGCAUAGGGCAUGUUGUGGAUGGAGAGCAGGAAAAGCCAAGAGCGUGACAGUCUCAAAGGCCUGUGGGAUCCUGAGCCUUUGUGGUGGGAGCUGGGUGUCGGUGUGGGGUGGUUCAGGUUGGUGGCAGCACACGGCUGGCCACCAUCACUGUGGAAGUUUCUGCAUUCUUUCCCGGGAGGUGGAGCCCCAGAGCACAGAGGUGGCAUGGGAGCCAUGCCUAGUGGUGUUCAGAACAGAGGAGUGAUUACUUUGCAUACAGAGAAGAUGAUAUAAGUGUCAGGCUGUGUCCAGAGAGAGAUGCUGGUGGGGCGGGGGUGAGCGGCCACCUAGGACAGCACCAGCUCCGGGAUCUGGCUCUGACCCAUUCGCGUGCAGGCCACAGUGGUCGGCCGGGCAGGGACUGAGCGCGGGGCCACUUCUCUGCCUCAGAGAG
Piliocolobus tephrosceles (Ugandan red Colobus) is the source of this 1142-nucleotide messenger RNA. RefSeq lists its product as uncharacterized. The record is from RefSeq and is a predicted model, not a curated record. Lineage: Eukaryota; Metazoa; Chordata; Mammalia; Primates; Cercopithecidae.